This is a messenger RNA of Paramecium octaurelia, 1660 nucleotides long. The record is from the annotation of a GenBank genome assembly. Lineage: Eukaryota; Ciliophora; Oligohymenophorea; Peniculida; Parameciidae.
AUGAUAUCAUCAUGUCAUAGGUUCUUCAGAUCUAACAAAGAAAUCUAUAGUUUUGCUGUAGCCAAUCAAACAAGAUAUGUAAUAACUCAAAUUUAUAUUUAGAGUUCUCCUUAACUCCAAUAUUUUUAAAGUCUAAGAAUUCACAAAGACAAAUCUAUACCUUCAAUUUUAAAUAAUUUAUUGAUUAAUCAGAUGUUGUAAUAUGAUUGGGUUGUAGAUUAAGGUCCUAAACUUAUUGAUUUACUUUAUUCUAUAUGUGGUACAAGAAUAACCAAUUUUCUAAUAAAUAAUACUAUUGGAAAGGUGUUUACAGCAGGAGAGAACCUUGAAAGUGUUGAAAGAUACCUAUCUUAAUCAAAUUCAAGUAAUAUAAGUGUAUUUACAAUUUUCAGAAAUUUCCUAUAUUAUGGAUUACUGUUCUGAAGCACUUGAGGGAAUAGAGGAUUACGAGAAAUUUUAUGAUGAGAAUAGUUCUAUAUUUAGAUAAACUAUUUUGGAGUGUGCCAAGAAUUCAGAGAAGAAAAACAUGAUUGCAAUCAAAGUUUCGAGCUUAAUUGACCUGAAUUUACUGAAGAAAAUCAAUCAAGCAAGAUUAAACAUUUUUGAAAUGUUCUAUAAAAUUAGUUAAGGAAAAUAAACGAUCACAAUUUAAUAGGUUCCCAAUAUAUUGAGUAUUUUAGGUCUUUUAGUAUCUGAAAAAGGAAGGAAUAAAUUUGAAUGAAAAUGAAUAAAAAUAAUUUAUUAUUGGAGUAUUAAAAUAAACUUACAAUGAAAUGGAAAUUGAUGAAAUUACAUGGAGAUAUAGAGUGCAACCCUUAUUCAUGUUUGAAGCAGAUUUAAAUAAUAAUCCAGCCAUUAAAUAUUUUAAUAAUCUAAACUAAAAAGACAUCUUUUUAUUUGAAUAAUUCAUUGAGAGAGUCAAAUACUUCAUGGAUCCAGCUUUGAACAAUAAAGUUUGUGUAAUGGUUGAUGCUGAAUAAACUUAUUUAUAAUGGGCGAUAGAUAGUUUUAGUGAAUAGAUGGAAGCACAUUAUAAUUAAAAUUAUACCUUAGUUUACAACACAUUCUAAAAUUACUUAAAGUCAACUAAACAGAGAAUGGAUUAUGAAAUUGAAAAAGCUGAGAAAUUUAGAUUAAAUAUUGGGAUCAAAAUGGUAAGAGGUGCAUAUAUGGUGGAGGAAUCUAAAUUGGCAAAGCAAUACAAUAAAGAAAAUCCAAUUAAUAAUGGAUAUUAAGACACUACUACUAUGAUAGAAAGAAACUUAGAAAUAUUAAUCAAAAAUAUUCAUAAAUCUCCUACUAAAGUCUUUGUGGCUAGUCAUAAUGAAUAAACAAUAGAUUUUGUAAAGGACAUUAUGCAUAGAUAUUCCAUUCCUAAUUAAGGAGGUAUAUUUUUUAUUAACCUUUAUAAUAGAUGUGCUAUUUGCUUAAUUAUAUGGAUUGUCUGAUCAUGUCACUUAUUAAUUGGCUAGUGAAGUAUGAAUUUAUAUAAAUAAUUUAGGGAUAUAAAAUAUAUAAAUAUGUACCUUUUGGAAAAACUGAGAUAAUGAUUCCUUACUUAAUGAGAAGAGCAUAAGAAACUAAGAAGGUACUAUAAUCUAGUUCUUUGCAAACACUCUUGUUGAUUGAUGAAUUAAAAUAUAGAUUUUAUUUUAAAUGA